AUGAGUCGCGAAUUCACCCAAUCAGAUAUGAAGUUGACGAUAAACUCUCGGCCAGCUGAACGGAAGGUUGGGAAAGUGCACGCCACCGAUCGCGACGCGGAUGCGAAGAAUAGUCGCGUACGCUAUCAGAUCAGUGACGAGGGGAACUCCGCACUUCUUGAAGGCAUUCGACCCAGUCGUCUGUUUACAAUCACACCGACAGGAGAGAUUUACACCAACUCUGUGCCUAUUGACAGAGAACAAAUUCCCCUCCUAACCUUUUCGGUGGUGGCCAUGGACUCUGGUGAACCUCCCCUCUCUGCCUUUGCAACAGUUGUCAUCCGUAUUGAGGAUGUCAAUGAUAAUGGACCACAAUGGAUAUAUCCCCCUCCUGGUCCGCAAGCUGCUAGCAUAAACGUCUCUGCUUAUUCCACAGUUGGAAUGGUCGUUGCACGUCUAGAAGCCGUCGACCUGGAUAUCGGAGUUAAUGGGCAAAUUGAAUACGAGAUAAUCCGUGGUAAUAGUUUGAAGUACUUCGACUUAGACCGUCUCUCUGGAACACUCUAUCUAACUAAGGCAUUGGAAGUCAACAGUGACAAUAACUUAACGAAUGACCACCCUGUGCCAAGUUCUUUUGCUCUCUCGCUCAAGGCCACGGAUGGAGGUGAUCCACCUCGAAGCAACACUUCGCUCCUCCGAAUCAUUGUCCAAUCCAUGGAAGCAUUUCCACCUGAUGGUCAGUUGUCCGACUUAGUUCGCACAAAUGGGAAGAAUCAGCAUUUUUCCUCCAACAGCUACUUCAAGCAGCCGAGUGGUUACGUUGAUCGUGAUCUAUUAAUAAUGAUCGUGAUGAUCAUAAUCACUCUCCUCGUCUCAGUUCUCCUUAUAAUGGCGAUUGUGCUUCUGCGCUGUAGACAGAUCCAUUCAGCUCGGGAGGCAGGCAUGGACCCACCAAUGGAUGGAAACACCUCAACAGGGGUAGGUAUCGUUCGUGUCACGCAAGUAAAACCGCGUGCAUGGCUUCCACCACCCUCACAGGACUCUAGCGCUAAGUCAGGAUUCACUUUGGAUUCCUCCAAGUCUGGAACCGCUGCCUUUGAUGGACAUUCUCAUUACAUGACCGCAGCUGCAGAAACAACCUUGAAGUCAGCAGACGGGGCAUUUGGUCGAUUUUCACCAACAUUAAUCGUCUCCCAACAUCCUCCCGUAUCCACCACAACGACCUUCCAACGAACCAAUCAUAGCACCGAGCCCAGUCCCACGGGUGCAAUGGUCUAUGCAACUGAAACGGUAGCAGGUAAUGUGAGUCCGCGUUACGUUCAACAGAUGUGCGCUACCCUACCCAACAAUGUCACUCCCGCCAAUCCCUCCACUGUUGUUGGCAGCAAGACUGGUCUGGAUUCUGCUGGUCGAUGUUACAUGACUUUAAAUCCCGAGCUUUACGAGAUUGAGUAUCCUUACGGUCAGCUCAAAUAUCACAGUGGGGCUUACCACCAACCUGCAAGACAUAUACAUUCUCCAAGGACUUGUGGGGGACCCGUGAAGAGCACUCCUAACAUAGUUGACAUUGAGCCGCCUCCAACAGUGGCUGCAUUUGGAGAGGGCAUUGAGGCGCCUCAGGGAGAGACACAGAAACGUUGUCGCUUUAAAAUCAAUCCCUCUGGGAGUCAACUUACUCCCGUCCUCGGCAACUUUGAUACAUCAGAAAGCACUGAAGAAACAGUGGACGGGGUUGAGGUGGAGGUGGAUUCCAUGCAAAUGAAGCGCCUGCGAAAUGCCGGCCGAAAUUCAGGAGUUUUUGGAGAGGACACACUCCUUGUCGAUAUUCAGUGA
This is a messenger RNA of Hydatigera taeniaeformis, 1812 nucleotides long. The record is from the annotation of a GenBank genome assembly. Lineage: Eukaryota; Metazoa; Platyhelminthes; Cestoda; Cyclophyllidea; Taeniidae.